AUGGCCCGGUCACAGUUGAGUCAACGUGUCUUUCUUCUCCUCGUCUUCACAUUCGUCGUUCUUCCAUCGACCACGCGCUCAGGUCCGUCGUCCGUCGUCGCAGUCCUCCCCCCCCCCCCUCAGCACCGCCAGGCUCCAUUGGCGGAGUGGCAGCAGCGGCUGCUGACAUGGCAUGCAGGGCAGGCGGGCAGCGGGAGAGACGCACUGGGGGAGCCGCGGGUGGGAGGCGAGGAGGAGUGCCAUGGGGAGGAGGGGAGUGAGAGUGAUGCAAGUGGCGGAGAUGGCAGCCGUGUGGGGGAUGUGGUGGAGCAAGCAGGUGCAGUGGGGGGGAACGGGAGGGAAAGCAAGGCGGAGGGGAGCGGGCGGUCGGGUGGGGCGGACAAGGGGGACUCUUUGCUCGCUGACUUCCUCCCUGUUCUCGACCCGCUUCGCCUGCCAUCUCUCUUCCAAUCAGCUGCUGCCACCUCAGCCUCUUCGGAGACCUCCGCUCCACCGGGCUUGCAUGCCACGUCAGCAGCAGGGCAGGAGGACGUGGUGAGAGCUGGAGGGUUCCAGUUUUCAGCGCGCACAACUGAUGCGGACGCAGGCAGGGCAGGGGGAGGCGCAGAGGAGGGCAGAGCGGGGGAGAGCAGAGCUGGCGAGCAGCAAGGGGCGGGCCGGGGGAGACAGCUGAAGCAGCAUCGCAGCGAGCAGGUGGCGCAGGGCGGAGGGCGAGACAAGAGAGGCAAGGCAGCAGAGGGAGGGGGAGUUGGAGGUGGAGGGGGAGGGAGUGAGGCAGCACAGGGGGGCCCGAUCACGGAGGGCGGGAUGAGUCUGACAGAGCUGUCGUCCGCAGUGCUGUCGGGGUCGCUGCUGUCUGAAGCCCCUCUCGGCUCCCCCGUGCUCCUCCGCGUUGCCUUCUCCUCCGGCCCCAAGGCAGGCCUCCACGCCGUGCAGCAGCCACCGCAGCAGCAGCAGCAGCUUCAGAAGGGGGAGGCGGGAGCAGCAUCAGCAGCACCUGGGGGUGUGUCGUCGCCCUUCUUCCGCCUGUCAUCACAGGUGGACCUGUCACAGUCACGCGUGCAGCUGUUCGGUCCCAUGCCGCACUCGCGCCGCCGCACCUUCCCCCUUGCCGUCGCCCACGCCACUGAUGCUGCGGGCGGGGAGGUUCUCACUGUCAACUUCACAGUCAAGCUGCCCGGAGCGUACAGUGUGAUGGUGGUGGUGGCGGACACACAGGGCAACCGCCUCAAGUUCAAGGCGCCCAACUUCUUCCGCUCCGCCAUCCCCCUCCCCGCCGCCCUCCUCCCCGCCGCCUCCACGCCGCUCUCCCCCAUCAUGGCGGCCGCACCUGCAGCGGUGGCGGGGCAGCAGGCGCAGAUGGCGUUUGCUCUCGUCAGCUCGGACGGCACGCAGAUCCCUGCCACCGACGCUGAUGUGAUUGUUGCCAGUGUGACAAAAGUGAAUGCUGGUGUUGGUACCAGCAGCAGCAACAGCAGCAGCAGCGGUGACAGCGGCGGUGGUGGGGAGGGCAGUGAGUGGGGGGAGGGGCCAUCGGGGGUGGGAGUGGAGGUGGAUGGGGCCUCAGGGCUCAUCGUCCUGCGCUUCACCCCACCCUCUCACGGCGACAACUCCCCCACCCUCUCCCUCAUCCGCGCCCAGCAGACCAUCAAUCUCCAAAGCCCUUCACCCUCACCCACCUCCUCUUCCGCUUCCUCUGCUGCCUCGUCCGCGCCCUCCUCUCCCUCCUCCUCCUCCUCCUCCUCCUCCUCCUCCUCCUCCUCCUCCUCCUCCUCCUCCUCCUCCUCCUCCUCCUCCUCCUCCUCCUCCUCCUCCUCCUCCUCCGUGCUCCUACAAGUAGCACCAGGCGAGCCCAGUGGGGACGCCUCAGGGCCGCUGCUGGUGGCGGCGCAGGAGGUGGCGGUGGGGCAGACGGGGCGCCUCACAGUGUACGUGUGCGACGCCAUGGGCUCCGACCUGCCCGCCGAGCCCCUCCUCUCGCUCUUCUCCGCGUCCUUCUCAGUCGCCUCUAACUUCUCCCAGCAGCAGCUCACCUACCCCGCUACCCUCACCCUCUCUGCCGGUGCUCUCUCUCUCGGGGCGCAUGGAGCAGUGCCUAAGUUCCCAGCGUUUCUGCAGCUGCAGCUGUGGGAUGCGUGGGGCAACGUGCUGCUGGCAGGGGGCGCAGGGCAGGACGUGCAGGUGGGGGUGGUGCCCGCAGCACAAGGGGCGGCAGCAGCAGCGGCGCUGGUGGGUGCAGGGGGGAAUGGAGCGGUGCAGAGGGGUAUGCCAGCGGUGGCGGAGGGUACGGCGGUGAGUGUGGUGGACAGCGGCAACGGUUGCUACUCUAUCUCCUACCGGGUCACCAAGCCCGGUGCCUACGCUAUCCUUGUGACUGUAGGCGAUGUGCUCUUGCAGAACGUGACUGUAGCGGCGACCCCAGCAGUGGACGUCAAUGCAGGUAGCGCUGCCGCCCAGCCCACGUGUGUGGUAACCGCAUCGCCCGCCUCCGGCCCCAUGAAGCAGCUGCUCGCAUUCGCACCACCUCUCGUCCAAGCAGGCGCCGCCAUGUGGCUGCGCAUCGUCGCAGUAGAUUCACCAGGAAUGGCAGCUGUAUCAGACCCUGCUAUGCUCUCCGCCAAUCUCUCCCUCACUCUACUCUCCACACAGGGGCAAGUGGCUGACAUCACUGCCACGCCCGUCGUUCCCUCCUUUGGAGGGAAACUCAUCCCUGCGCUGUGGCAAGCGCAGGUGACUGUUCAGGUGGCCGGCAGCUUUGUCCUGAUCUGCACGGAGUGCCUGGGGCGGGCGAGCAGCAUGGUGGUGAAGUCAGGCCUGCCGCUGCAGCUACUGCAGGGGGAUGCAGUGGGGGGGGACAAUGCCUACACGUUCUCCGUGUACGCGAGUGGUUCUAUUGAGUAUUGGACGGGGUACUACUCAAGCCGGCCAGCCUUCAAGGGCUAUGCUCGCAUGUGUAGUAGCCUGCUGCAGGCAGCCAUGCUCCUAGAAGCAUCAGUGGGCAGGUCCAUUUUACAAGGGUGGGGUAACCAAACCUCCCGCCUCAUGGUGCCCGUGCAGCUCUCCACCAACCUCUCUGCCAUCCACGCCCCCUCGCCCCCGCUGUCCCGUCUCGCCUCGACGUUCCCUCUGGAGGAGGCAGUGGCAGUGGCACAGCACCACAAUGCCAUCACGGGCAUGGCAAAGCAGCACGUGAAUGAUGAUUACACGCUGCAAUUGUACAGAGGAGCACAAGAGGUGAGCGGAAGGAACAAGUGGAAGUAG
Molecule: messenger RNA, 3261 nt
Organism: Closterium sp. NIES-65
Lineage: Eukaryota; Viridiplantae; Streptophyta; Zygnematophyceae; Desmidiales; Closteriaceae
Source: the annotation of a GenBank genome assembly